Trichosurus vulpecula (common brushtail) is the source of this 2415-nucleotide messenger RNA. RefSeq lists its product as uncharacterized. The record is from RefSeq and is a predicted model, not a curated record. Gene Ontology annotation, biological process: T cell activation; positive regulation of transcription elongation by RNA polymerase II; transcription initiation at RNA polymerase II promoter. Gene Ontology annotation, cellular component: nucleus; external side of plasma membrane. Gene Ontology annotation, molecular function: DNA binding. Lineage: Eukaryota; Metazoa; Chordata; Mammalia; Diprotodontia; Phalangeridae. The transcript has 10 exons.
UAAAAUGGUCUAUCCCAGACUGUGGGCGUUCUUCCAACUCGGUCUCCUCUUAGGGCCAGGAGGCUCCAAAAGGAUUGCAGGCCCAGGGGAAUUGAUUGGCAUUGUAGGGGAGUCGAUUACUCUUCCUUUGGAAAUCAUGGCAGGAGAGAAAGUUGAAAACAUCACUUGGAUUUCACAAACACUGUUUGCUGUUGUGUACUCAGGACAAGGAAGAAAACCAGCCAAUAUCACGCUAAUAAGCCCCCUUUAUGAGGGAAGGUUGAAAGUCCCUACUGAUAGUUACUACCUGGAGAUUAAUGCCCUGAGAAUGGAGGAUGCAGGGUCCUACAAAGCUUUGAUAAUCACUCAGACCUGCUCUGUGGGCACCAACAGGGAGUUCAUCUUGAGAAUCCAUGAUUCUCCAGCUCUUGCUCAUUCAGUCUCCUCAGAUUCUUCCUCCUUGGGGAAGGAGAUUUUCUUCCUUGGAUUCCUGGGGGCCCUGGGAAUUGGACAAGUCUGGUCGUGCACAGCUUUGGACAACAUGAUGACCCUGGGGACCAGCAGUCAGACGGUGACUGAAUAUGUUGUUCGAGUCACCAAGAACAACCCCAAGAAGUACAAUAUCGUGGCUUUCAACGCAGCUGACAAAGUCAACUUCGCCACCUGGCACCAGGCCAAGAUAGAACGGGAUCUGAGCAACAAGAUCUAUCAGGAAGAAGAGAUGCCAGAAUCUGGGGACCAGGACUACGAUGAGGAGGAGGACGAGCAUAAAGAGAAGAAGAACCGGAAAAAGCCCAGUGAACUCCGGAUCCAUGACCUGGAGGAUAACCUGGAGAUGAGCUCUGAUGACAGCGCUGGCAGUGGGGAGGAGGGGGAGAAGGUUCCCAACACCAAGAAGAAGGCAGCUCCUUCCAAGGGGGGCAAGAAGAAGAAGAAGGGCUCUGACGAUGAGGCCUUUGAGGACAGUGAUGAUAGGGACUUUGAGGGCCAGGAGGUGGACUACAUGUCAGAUGGCUCCAGUAGCUCUGAGGAGGAGGCAAGGGAACGCAAGGCCAGACGACCAAGCACACCCAGCGCGGACAGUGGCAGCACCUCCUCCACCUUUCGGGCAGCUGCUAGCAAGCUGGAGCAAGGGAAGCACCAGAUGGGGCCCAGUGAUACGCCUGCCGUCAAGCGCCUGAGUGACAUGCAGGUGACAGAGGAUGCAGUGAGAUACUACCUGACCCAAAAGCCCAUGACCACCAAAGAUCUCCUGAAGAAGUUCCAGACAGGGAAGACAGGGCUGAGCAGCGACCAGACAGUCAGUGUGCUGGCCCAGAUCUUGAAGAGCCUCAACCCUGAACGCAAGAUGAUCAAUGACAAGAUACACUUCUCCCUCAAGGAAAUAAGCACUAGAGUACGGAAGUCCUCAGGUCUCGACCUAAUCCUUGGCUGUGGAUCCUAAGGAAACGGCAUGUCCUUUCUCAGGUGGAGACUGUGUCUGCUAAUGCUCAUAAUCUCUUCUCAAGUGUACUCAGCAGGAAACAAGAUACGUGCUGUUGGUGAAUCUGUAAAGCUCGAGAAGUCUGAAUCAUCUCAUGGGCCCUUUUCAGAAGUCUCUUGGUUUUACAAUGAGACCCAGAAAAUCUUGACGUGGUUCAAAGGAAGACAAAUUUUAGUAUUCGAAACCAGCCUGAAGACACGGAUCCGUCUUGAUGAUGAUAAUAUCACUUUACAUAUCCAACAGCUUCAGAAGGAAGACAGUAGCACCUAUAAAUUCAAGGCUUCCUUACAGAGUACAGGAAAGGAAAUCUCAGAGCACAUCAGGCUGGAUGUGUAUGAGCGAUUGACAGAGCCAAAAAUUUCAUCGGGUCCUAGGAUCAAUGAUAGUGGUACCUGUCUUGUCAAUGUAACAUGUUCUGUGGGACAAGGAAGAGAGAAUGUAAAUUACAGCUGGACGCCUGUGGGACAAGGAGCUAAUGCAUCCAGUGGAGGCCCCAUCCUCAGCAUCACCUGGAAACCUGGUGACCCUGACCUGUACACCUGUACUGCCAGGAACCCUGUCAGCAACAGCUCCCAUACCAUUCUUGCCAGUAAGCUCUGUACAGACAAGACCUCUAGAAUGUCCCAGGAGUUGCUGGUAGUCAUUCUGCCCUCCAUCUUCAGCUUGCUGUUCGCUUUGAAUUGGACCCAAUAACAUGACUACUUUGCUGGACUUUCAAGACAACACUCUACCUUUACAUGACCAAUGUGACCCAUAUGCAUUCCUGCCCAGAGAAGUAGCAGGAAUGAAAAACGGUGAAAAGAGAGAUUAGCCCUGCUCCUCAUGUCUACCUCUCAUCCUCCUUAUUAGAUGGGCAUGGCAACUCCCUUCUUUUCUACCCAAGAUUUGAGGAGAUUAUGCAUUUAUAUAGUACCUACUAUGUGCCAGGCACUGUGCUAAACAUUUUAUAGAUA